Messenger RNA from Microdochium trichocladiopsis, 821 nucleotides. RefSeq lists its product as uncharacterized. The record is from RefSeq and is a predicted model, not a curated record. Bases 123 to 794 code for a protein of 223 amino acids. The transcript is spliced from 3 exons. Lineage: Eukaryota; Fungi; Ascomycota; Sordariomycetes; Xylariales; Microdochiaceae.
AUAUAAGUCCUCCAUUCCUUGAUGAGCGUGAUGCGGUCUCUAGACUGCAUGAUUGCUUGGUAGAAAUAAACGACUAACAACUCAAAACUCAAUUAUACCCAUUGCCCGCCAGAUAAAGAACAAUGACAGACAAAGCUGACGUCCCAGGCGGCCCUGUCCCGGCGAAAGAUAGAGCUCUCGAGACAGGUGCCUCGCUAGUGCAAGACUUUCAGCCAGUCAAACAGCUGUGUGCCCAUCUCAAUGCCUUCCACGCAUAUGCGGACGAGCCUGGCCGGUUUGUAGAGGCGAACCACUAUUGUGCACAUUUGAGCUCAGAUGUCCGGCAAUGCAUCCUCUACGACAGCCCAGGCCCCAACGCCCGGCUUAUCGGCAUCGAGUACAUGAUUACUCGAAAGCUGUACGAGACCCUGCCCCCUGGGGAGCGGAAGCUUUGGCACUCGCACGUGUUCGAGGUGAAAUCAGGCAUGCUCGUCAUGCCCGGCCCUACUGCACCAGGCGCGCGAGCUACGUGGGAGGCUGCAGAGACGGAAGAGAUGAAGAGCGUCAUUGGGCUUUACGGCAAGGUCUACCACCUGUGGCAGACGGAUCGUGGGGACAAAUUGCCUCUAGGCGAGCCGAACUUGAUGACCAGCUUCACUGAUUAUGACCAGUUCGAUUUCGAGAAGCACGUCGGAGAGCGCGAUCGGAAGUUUGGGACAGACUGGCGCAGGAAGAAGGAGCUCAGAAAGGAUAUUUCGGAGCCGAAAAUUCAUGCGGACGCAGACUGGGCAUGGAAGCGCCGCAACUCAAUGUAGAUAUUCGAAACAUGACGCAGGAGGACU